Plutella xylostella (diamondback moth) is the source of this 1575-nucleotide messenger RNA. It is a transcript of the gene Gasz, whose product is annotated as ankyrin repeat, SAM and basic leucine zipper domain-containing protein 1. Lineage: Eukaryota; Metazoa; Arthropoda; Insecta; Lepidoptera; Plutellidae. The record is from RefSeq and is a predicted model, not a curated record. Gene Ontology annotation, cellular component: pi-body. Gene Ontology annotation, molecular function: protein binding.
UGUGAAAAAAAAACAGUUCGAAAUUUUCUUUCCAUUUGUUAUUUCCGAAAGCUUUUAAUUUUCUUUCAGUAAAUUAAUAAAUUUUAAAUAUUUUCUUUUACAUGAAUAUCUAGAAUUUGAACAUGGCAAAUUUUAGACCGGCUGGUAUGUCCGAUGAUGAUUCGGAUAGUGAUGAUUGUGGGUUUUACGAAAAACCGCAAAGAAGAUACAAACCACCUCCUGAAAAUCCAAAAAAGAAGCUAGAAAUUAAUUUGCAGGAUGCAAUAAUUAAUGGACGAAUAAAAGAUGUUGAGCUGAUUAUCACACUUGAUUUACACGGCAAUGUAAAUGUGAAGCUGGACAGUGGCUGGACCCCGCUGCUGCAUGCAUGUUUCCACGCCCAGGAGAAGAUAGUUCAGCUGCUACUAGACAAGGGAGCGGAUCCUAAUAUGCAUUCGGAAUCAGUAACACCAAUAAUGGUGGCCUGUUCCAACAGUAGUGCAGACAACGACACCAUAGAGAGUAUAGUAACAAACCUGAUCAUGAGAGACUGUAUCCUGAAUGUUGGUGACAAACACGGGCAGACUCCGCUCAUGAGGGCCAUCGGUAGUGGCAGAGUGGCCGUGGUACAGAAACUGCUGGCCAAAGAUGUUAAUAUUGAGAUGAGAGACGCUCAGGGGUGGACGGCAUUAUUCUGGGCAGUCCACCACAAUCAGCCAGAAAUCCUGGAGAUCCUGAUAGCAGCCGGAGCUCGGCUCACAGAGGUGGACAAGAUGAACCGCAACCCCAUGGAGAUAGCCUUCACGCACGACCACCAGAACAUUGUGGACAUCCUCAACAAACACCUCAAGACUGAUGAUGAAGAGGAGAAUAAUAUCUGUGUCAAUUAUCCUAUUGUUUCCUGGCAAGAUUAUUAUCCUGGUUUGAUGGAGCAUGAUCAGAAACCAGAUUACAAAUCAGAGAUCCCUCGUCUCCUGUAUGGCAUGAAUUGCGACCGUCUCGUCCCAAUAUUCGCUGAAAACGACUGCUCUCUCCGAGACUUCCUACUGACAGAUGAAGCGGCCAUGUUGGCGCUCGGGGUCACUCUGCCGUAUGAGAGACAGAGGCUCAAGUAUGGGCUGUAUAAGUUCCAUACUCGAAGGUGGAAGCUGAGUGCGGUAGCUGGGUUGUAUGCGCGGAAGAUGAAGAAUUAUAGUGUAAUAGACUGUCUAACAUCGCUCGGCACUCACUACCAACAAAUAUACAUCUUAGAAGCAACUUUACAAUACACACUGAGGGAAUUCAACAAGAUACAUGAGCAACUCAAGUUUGAACCACCCGAUUCGCCGACGAGGACAUCGCUGAAAAGUGCUGUGAAAAAAAUGCAAGAAAACAUUAACAUGAUUAGGAAAGAAAUUAACAUAAUGACCCGAUUACUCGAUAAGAUAAGCCGAAGCAACCCGCCGCCAGCCGACCUCAUCAAGCCCAAGUCUCUCCCGUCGCGCGCCGUCUCCCGUCUCACAGACGUGGUGUUGGCGUGCGCACUCGCCGCUCUCGCGUACCACGCGGCCGCGAGGGUCGCACGGAUGGUGAACUAAUAAACGAUUUACGUGCACA